Ictalurus punctatus (channel catfish) is the source of this 5937-nucleotide messenger RNA. RefSeq names its product mucin-5AC-like. Bases 132 to 5669 code for a protein of 1845 amino acids. The record is from RefSeq and is a predicted model, not a curated record. The transcript is spliced from 3 exons. NCBI's taxonomy places the organism in Eukaryota, Metazoa, Chordata, Actinopteri, Siluriformes, Ictaluridae.
AGGUGACAUGUGACCAGGUGAAACUAAUUAUAUAAGUAGCAUGUUUAGGGUGGUGGUGGCUAUAGUAUUUGGGCAAAGUGUAGAUUUUAUGUUAGUAGUGGGGCCUCCUUUUGGUAAUCUUCUUUUGAGAUAUGUCAUGGGCAAUGAAGGGGCUCCAUCUAAUUUUCAUUGCUUUGGUUCUUUGGAGAGAUACAAGUGGAUUCGGAGUGUGGAAUACAACCUCUGUUGUUGAUUGGCAAGCUGGACGUUCUAAUGCAACAUGGAACCAAAAUUUUCACUUCGCUACGCCUGUUCAAGCUUUGGAGCUACUGUCCAGAAAAAGUGCAAAUGGAAAUGUUGACGGAGGAAAUUCUAGUAGUUUCAGUUAUACUUCAGAAGUCCAAACUGCUCAACAGGAUUCUAGUUUUGUUCAGUCUUCUGGUGGUGCUGCUCAAGGUAAACCUGUACUAAAUGCUCAAGGUCAAGCAACUCCCAUGGUUCAACCGCAGGACAACUUGAUGAUGACUCAGUCCUCAAGGCUCUAUUGGUUUGAAUCUCUCAAGCCUGAAAACUGUGGCACUUUGCUCUCUCAAUCUUGGCCUCAAAAAGGUCAGAAUAACGGUGGAUUCCAAAGACCUUCCAGGUUCCAGUUUGGAGGCACUGCAAACCAGACAUCUGGAUCCCAGACCCAGUCGUCAUACCAGCCUAGCACCACAACACAGGUUCAGACAGGCGAGUCUAUUGCCCAGCCUGAGUCUUUCGGAGCUUCAGCUUCAUAUCCAAGUCAAACCUCUGGCAUGUACUCUGUUGUACAGGGUCCUCUGAUUGCAUCCUCUUCCCAAAUGCCUGGGUUCCACAUCCAGUCAUCAUACCAGCCUGGCACCACAACACAGGUUCAGACAGGCCAGUCUGCGUCUACAUCUCAGGCUCAGUCCUCUGGUGCGUCAACGUUGUAUCAAGGGAUUAGCUCUGGCAGGUAUCUGACUUCACUGGGUCAUAUAAUUCCAUCCUCCUCCCAGUCUGUGGUCACUACAAACCAGACAUCUGGAUCCCAGACCCAGUCAUCAUACCAGCCUGGCACCACAACACUGCUUCAGACAGGCCAGUCUGCUUCUACAUCUCAGGCUCUUGGCAGCCAUGGAGCUGCACCUUCAGGACAUGCUAAAUGGUACACCAUUGUACAAGGUCAGACAAUUCCAUCUUCUCAAGCGUCUGGAUCCCAGACCCAGUCAUCAUACCAGCCUAGCACUACAACGCUCCUUCAGACAGGCCAGCCUGUUCUUCCUCAGAGUCAGCCUUCGGGAGCUUCUGCUUCAUAUCCAAGUCAAACCUCUGGCGUGUACAAUAUUGCACAGCGUCCAUUGACUGCAACCCUUUCCGAAAUACCUGGGUUCCACAUCCAGUCAUCAUACCAGCCUGGCACUACAACACUGCUUCAGACAGGCCAGUCUGCGUCUACAUCUCAGGCUCAGUCCUCUGGUGCAUCAACAUUGUAUCAAGGAAUUAGGAGGAAUGUGACUUCUCUGGGUCAUGGCUUUCCAUACUCAACCCAGUCUGUGGUGACUGCAAACCAGACAUCUGGAUCCCAGACCCAGUCAUCAUACCAGCCUGGCACUACAACACUGCUUCAGACAGGCCAGUCUACUCCUACAUCUCAGGCUCAGUCCUCUGGUGCAUCAACAUUGUAUCAAGGAAUUAGGAGGAAUGUGACUUCUCUGGGUCAUGGCUUUCCAUACUCAACCCAGUCUGUGGUGACUGCAAACCAGACAUCUGGAUCCCAGACCCAGUCAUCAUACCAGCCUGGCACCACAACACUGCUUCAGACAGGCCAGUCUGCUUCUACAUCUCAGGCUCUUGGCAGCCAUGGAGCUGCACCUUCAGGACAUGCUAAAUGGUACACCAUUGUACAAGGUCAGACAAUUCCAUCUUCUCAAGCGUCUGGAUCCCAGACCCAGUCAUCAUACCAGCCUAGCACUACAACACUGCUUCAGACAGGCCAGCCUGUUCUUCCUCAGAGUCAGCCUGCGGGAGCUUCUGCUCCAUAUCCAAGUCAAACCUCUGGCGUGUACAAUAUUGCACAGCGUCCAUUGACUGUAACCCUUUCCGAAAUACCUGGGUUCCACAUCCAGUCAUCAUACCAGCCUGGCACCACAACACAGGUUCAGACAGGCCAGUCUGCGUCUACAUCUCAGGCUCAGUCCUCUGGUGCGUCAACGUUGUAUCAAGGGAUUAGCUCUGGCAGGUAUCUGACUUCACUGGGUCAUAUAAUUCCAUCCUCCUCCCAGUCUGUGGUCACUACAAACCAGACAUCUGGAUCCCAGACCCAGUCAUCAUACCAGCCUGGCACCACAACACUGCUUCAGACAGGCCAGUCUGCUUCUACAUCUCAGGCUCUUGGCAGCCAUGGAGCUGCACCUUCAGGACAUGCUAAAUGGUACACCAUUGUACAAGGACAGACAAUUCCAUCUUCUCAAGCCUCUGGAUCCCAGACCCAGUCAUCAUACCAGCCUGGCACCACAACACAGGUUCAGACAGGCCAGUCUGCUUCUACAUCUCAGGCUCAGUCCUCUGGUGCAUCAACAUUGUAUCCAGGGAUUAGGAGGAAUGUGACUUCUCUGGGUCAUGGCUUUCCAUACUCAACCCAGUCUGUGGUGACCGCAAACCAGACAUCUGGAUCCCAGACCCAGUCAUCAUACCAGCCUAGCACUACAACACUCCUUCAGACAGGCAGGCCUGUUCUUCCUCAGAGUCAGCCUUCGGGAGCUUCUGCUUCAUAUCCAAGUCAAACCUCUGGCGUGUACAAUAUUGCACAGCGUCCAUUGACUGCAACCCUUUCCGAAAUACCUGGGUUCCACAUCCAGUCAUCAUACCAGCCUGGCACCACAACACAGGUUCAGACAGGCCAGUCUGCGUCUACAUCUCAGGCUCAGUCCUCUGGUGCGUCAACGUUGUAUCAAGGGAUUAGCUCUGGCAGGUAUCUGACUUCACUGGGUCAUAUAAUUCCAUCCUCCUCCCAGUCUGUGGUCACUACAAACCAGACAUCUGGAUCCCAGACCCAGUCAUCAUACCAGCCUGGCACCACAACACUGCUUCAGACAGGCCAGUCUGCUCCUACAUCUCAGGCUCAGUCCUCUGGUGCAUCAACAUUGUAUCAAGGAAUUAGGAGGAAUGUGACUUCUCUGGGUCAUGGCUUUCCAUACUCAACCCAGUCUGUGGUGACCGCAAACCAGACAUCUGGAUCCCAGACCCAGUCAUCAUACCAGCCUAGCACUACAACACUCCUUCAGACAGGCAGGCCUGUUCUUCCUCAGAGUCAGCCUUCGGGAGCUUCUGCUUCAUAUCCAAGUCAAACCUCUGGCGUGUACAAUAUUGCACAGCGUCCAUUGACAGCAACCCUUUCCGAAAUACCUGGGUUCCACAUCCAGUCAUCAUACCAGCCGGGCACUACAACACUGCUUCAGACAGGCCAGUCUGCGUCUACAUCUCAGGCUCAGUCCUCUGGUGCAUCAACAUUGUAUCAAGGAAUUAGGAGGAAUGUGACUUCUCUGGGUCAUGGCUUUCCAUACUCAACCCAGUCUGUGGUGACUGCAAACCAGACAUCUGGAUCCCAGACCCAGUCAUCAUACCAGCCUGGCACCACAACACUGCUUCAGACAGGCCAGUCUGCUUCUACAUCCCAGGCUCUUGGCAGCCAUGGAGCUGCACCUUCAGGACAUGCUAAAUGGUACACCAUUGUACAAGGUCAGACAAUUCCAUCUUCUCAAGCGUCUGGAUCCCAGACCCAGUCAUCAUACCAGCCUAGCACUACAACACUGCUUCAGACAGGCCAGCCUGUUCUUCCUCAGAGUCAGCCUUCGGGAGCUUCUGCUCCAUAUCCAAGUCAAACCUCUGGCGUGUACAAUAUUGCACAGCGUCCAUUGACUGCAACCCUUUCCGAAAUACCUGGGUUCCACAUCCAGUCAUCAUACCAGCCUGGCACUACAACACUGCUUCAGACAGGCCAGUCUGCGUCUACAUCUCAGGCUCAGUCCUCUGGUGCAUCAACAUUGUAUCAAGGAAUUAGGAGGAAUGUGACUUCUCUGGGUCAUGGCUUUCCAUACUCAACCCAGUCUGUGGUGACUGCAAACCAGACAUCUGGAUCCCAGACCCAGUCAUCAUACCAGCCUGGCACUACAACACUGCUUCAGACAGGCCAGUCUGCGUCUACAUCUCAGGCUCAGUCCUCUGGUGCAUCAACAUUGUAUCAAGGAAUUAGGAGAAAUGUGACUUCUCUGGGUCAUGGCUUUCCAUACUCAACCCAGUCUGUGGUGACUGCAAACCAGACAUCUGGAUCCCAGACCCAGUCAUCAUACCAGCCUGGCACCACAACACUGCUUCAGACAGGCCAGUCUGCUUCUACAUCUCAGGCUCUUGGCAGCCAUGGAGCUGCACCUUCAGGACAUGCUAAAUGGUACACCAUUGUACAAGGUCAGACAAUUCCAUCUUCUCAAGCGUCUGGAUCCCAGACCCAGUCAUCAUACCAGCCUAGCACUACAACACUGCUUCAGACAGGCCAGCCUGUUCUUCCUCAGAGUCAGCCUUCGGGAGCUUCUGCUCCAUAUCCAAGUCAAACCUCUGGCGUGUACAAUAUUGCACAGCGUCCAUUGACUGCAACCCUUUCCGAAAUACCUGGGUUCCACAUCCAGUCAUCAUACCAGCCUGGCACUACAACACUGCUUCAGACAGGCCAGUCUGCGUCUACAUCUCAGGCUCAGUCCUCUGGCGCAUCAACAUUGUAUCAAGGAAUUAGGAGGAAUGUGACUUCUCUGGGUCAUGGCUUUCCAUACUCAACCCAGUCUGUGGUGACUGCAAACCAGACAUCUGGAUCCCAGACCCAGUCAUCAUACCAGCCUGGCACCACAACACUGCUUCAGACAGGCCUGUCUGCUUCUACAUCUCAGGCUCAGUCCUCUGGUGCCUCAACAUUCUAUCAAGGGAUUAGCUCUGGCAGGUAUCUGACUUCACUGGGUCAGAGCAUUCCAUCCUCCUCCCACUCUGUGGUCACUACAAACAAAAUCUCUGGAUUGCAGGACCAGUCAUUUCAGCCUGACACCACAACAAAUGCUUUGGUGGGUCAGUCUGCUUCUACAUCUUUGGCUCACGGCAACUUUCAGGCUCCAAAUUGGCAUACGAUAACUCCUCCUAGAUUCCAUAAUUUGCUACGGAACGUGUCGGUUUCUCAAUCUCUGAGCUCUGAUCCCCAAACAAGAACAAUCAACAAUAUUUUGCCGUUUCUGAACCAAAGUGCUGGGACUUCUGCCAUGUCUCAGAAUAAUGUACAGACCCCAGCAUUUCACACAUCUACACACUUCUCACCUGUCCCACAAACUGUUGCCACUCCCCCAGUCUCUCUACCCAAGCCUUGCCGACAGACACAAUGCUCAAUGGUGGAGAGUGCAAUUGCCUCUAUAGCAUCCAGCCAAACCUCUCCUCGUGUUGCCACAUCAUCUCAAGGCACAGGCUCUUUUGCUGCUGUACCCAUUCCAGGUACCUCACAGAAUUUUGCAGGCAUUGAUUUCCAGGGUACAUUGCCAGUACAUGACCAGUACAGCUCGGUGUGUAACUUUCCAUUUGGUUUCUGCAAUUCUCCUCAAGGAGCUGCAAACAACAAAUUUGUUCGAAGCCAGAGUGUACAGACACACAACCUGUGAACCAAGAAUUCAUGGGACACUUUCUGGAAUCAGUGCCUCAUCAGCAUUCUGUGUUCCACAAAGCUUUUCCAAUACACCUGAAAUUGUGAGCUCAGCCACUUACAGCUCCCCCCCCCCCCCCCCCCCAUUUCACAACACCAGGCCCUCCUGACAAUCUCAACUGUAAGAUUAACUACUGAGUGCUUUGAUCGCUGACUGAAUAUAUGCUCAUUUGUGGUGCUUUUUAUUGUUUGCCUGAAUUUUUGUUGCAAUAAAAGGAGAAUGCACA